Messenger RNA from Oncorhynchus masou masou (cherry salmon), 2198 nucleotides. RefSeq names its product integrator complex subunit 14 (gene ints14). The transcript has 12 exons. Bases 95 to 1651 code for a protein of 518 amino acids. Lineage: Eukaryota; Metazoa; Chordata; Actinopteri; Salmoniformes; Salmonidae. Gene Ontology annotation, biological process: snRNA 3'-end processing. The record is from RefSeq and is a predicted model, not a curated record. Gene Ontology annotation, cellular component: integrator complex.
GGAAAGGAAUGCUUCCGCCCGGACAUAAUAGUGAACAGUACAAAUCCAUCGAGAAGAUUUCUACGUUGAUGGUGGAAACCACAUCACCGUCAUCAUGCCGACGGUGGUCCUGAUGGACGCGUCCCUGUCCAUGACGCGGCCGGUCUCUCUGGAGCAGUGUUCCGAGGAGUUGCAGAGGAAGAACCUAGCUGUGGCCGGACUCACCAUGCUGUUUGAGCACAUGGCUAACAACUACAGACUGGAAUUCACUUCUCUAGUGGCCUUCUCUUCCCUGUGGGAGCUACUGGUGCCUUUCACCAGGGACUACAACACCCUACAGGAAGCCCUGAACAACCUGGAGGACUAUGACAAGACAUGUCUGGAGUCAGCUUUACACGGAGUCAGCAACGUGGUGCAGCAGGAGUGGGGCCACGCCUGUCCCACACAGGUGGUGCUGGUAACAGACGGGUCCCUGGGGAUCGGUAAAGGCUCUCUGAGACACUCCCUACAGACUCUGAAAGGACGACUGGAGGAUAAGAAGUUCCCCCUGCCCUUCCCUUUCCCUGCCAAGCUGUUCAUCAUGUGCAUCGCUAACGCAGAGGAGUUACAGAUGACCGACACGAUGCAUAACCUGGAGCAGCUGCUCCAGCUGAACGGAGGAGACGGCCAGAUCUUCACUAUGGAAGGCCAGCUCUGUCUGAAGAGUGUCCAGUCCAUGUUCGGACGUCUAAUAGAUGAGGUCUACUCCCCGUUCCCUGCUGUACUGCGUUGUGGGAACCUGGCAUCUGAUGUCCAGGUGUUCCCCAGACCUGAGCCUGUGUUCCUGGAUGAAGAAAUCGACCCUAUGCCCCGACACAUCCUCACAGAUCUGGAGAUAGUUGGUUUCAUAGAGAUAGGAGACAUCUCCAGUCCUCCCGUCAUGUCCAGACACCUGGUCCUGCCUAUCGCUGUCAAUAAAGAGGUGGAUGAUGUGGGUCCAGGAACCAUAGAGGAGCCAGAGGAGGAGACAUCAGCCAACCAGCAGGCAGGGAAGGUCCCCAACUUCUGUGUCCUACUCCAUGGCAGUCUGAAGGUAGAGGGCAUGGUGGCGCUGGUGCAGCUGGGCCCAGAGUGGUAUGGUAUGCUGUACUCCCAGGCAGACAGCAAGAAGAAGUCUAAUCUGAUGAUGUCUCUGUUUGAGCCUGGACCUGAGCCUUUACCCUGGCUGGGCAAGGUGUCUCAGCUAGGACCUAUAUCAGAUGCAGCUGAGAACCCGUACGGGGAGGAUGACAGUAAGAGUCCUUUCCCUCUGCAGCCCAAGAUCAAACGCAGCUACGCUCAGAACGUCACUGUCUGGAUCAAAGCUAGCGGACUGCAGACUGAUGUGCAGAAGAUACUGAGGAAUGCCAGGAAACUGCCAGAGAAGACUCAGACCUUCUACAAGGAGCUGAACCGUCUGCGUAAGGCAGCGCUGGCAUUUGGUUUCUGGGAGCUGCUGAAGGGCGUUGCAGAGCUGCUAGAGAGGGAGUGUACCCUGCUGCCAGACACGGCUCACCCCGACGCAGCCUUCCAGCUAUCACACGCUGCCAAGCAGCUUAAACUGGCCUCCACAGGAGACUCCCAGUACGCUGCCUUCGACCAGAACAUCAACCCCAUGCACACCGACUUCUCUGGGGGAGGAGCUGGCAUGUAGAGGAGAGAGGAUUGCUUCUGAAAUGACCCAGUAUCUGGCCUUUAGAGAUGUUGACCUGUGUCCUCUCUAAAACGCCCAUUACAGCUUUGUCAAAAUAUGUUAGUUGCUCAGUGAAACUCCAUAUUUGGUGAGUAACUAUCUUCAUUUACAGCCGUUAUGUAAUUCGAGAAAAACCUCUUUGGCACCUCCAAAUCAGAAGUGCCAAGGAGGCUUGUCCCCUCGAUUCCUUGUACAUUUUGUAUUUAGACCUAAUAAUGAAAAACUUAAUUUGUUGAGUAACGGCUGUAUUUUGGAUCGGAGCUUCCUGGGUUGUUAGAGACCUGUCAUGCUCAACAUCUCUAAAUCCUAUAUAUUCCUAUAGGGUCUGGUCUAAAGUAGUGCACUAUAUAGGGAAUAGGGUGCUGUUUCAGACUAUUAGAAUGGCUCAUCAAUGAAGCUCUUUGGCACACCAACUGUUAAAAGCUAAGGCUUCACAUGUGUUUUUGACCAUAUCGUUUUUAUAACUUUCCUAAUGAAUAAAUGAAAAAAAGUUUCUUUUUUUCCCCAA